CCUAACCUAGCGAGUACAAAUGUGAAGUACAAACUUGCUGAUCACAGGUAUGGUAGGGAGGAGAUGUUGGCUUUGUUCACCCACAGUGAUGAGGCACCGGAUCAAUUGAAGGAACAUCCCAUUUACUCUGCAGAUGCACUGGUUCCACUGGCUCUCCUGCCUCAAACUGAAGAAGAACAA
Molecule: messenger RNA, 180 nt
Organism: Helobdella robusta
Lineage: Eukaryota; Metazoa; Annelida; Clitellata; Rhynchobdellida; Glossiphoniidae
Exons: 1
Source: RefSeq, a predicted model, not a curated record